UGAUCGCAGCCAACUCCACUUACACCGCACAAAACCUACUGCACGCACUGGCUUCCCCAACCCAAACAAACACGCCGUAUCCCUUCCUUUGCACCCGUCCGUUCACAUCAGCCUUCCUUCUUUUCUUCCCAACACCAUCUCGAGCACUUAAACUGCCAUGGCUUCCCUACUCUUGAGACGUGCGAGUCGUCUCACUCCCCAACUUCUCCAUCGUUCCCCUAUCCAUACCUCCUCCAAGCUAACCGCCAUGGUCGAAUCAGGCCUGUCCUUCACCCCCGAAGAGCGUGUCAACAAGAACCUCACUGGCCUCAUCCCCCACACCAUGGAGAGCCUUCAGACGCAAUGUCAGCGGGCCAUGAAGAUGAUCAACACCCGCCAGACCGACGUCGACAAGUACCUCUACCUGUCGUCGAUCAAGGCCCAGAACUUUGACCUCUUCUACCGCCUGCUCAUCGACAACAUCCGUGAACUCAUGCCUCUCGUCUAUACCCCCACCAUCGGUGAUGUCUGCUUGCAGUACUCGACCCUGUACACCCGCCCCGAGGCACUGUACAUCUCCAUCAAGCAGCGCAAGUCCAUCCGCACCAUGCUCCGUAACUGGCCCUACCCCAACCCCCAGAUCUGCGUCGUCACAGACGGUUCCCGCAUUCUGGGUCUCGGUGACCUUGGUGUCAACGGUGUUGGUAUCUCUAUCGGCAAGCUUGCUCUGUACACUGGCGCUGCCGGCAUCCACCCCGAGAACACCUUGCCCAUUGUUCUCGAUACCGGCACCAACAACGAGACCAACCUGAAGGACCCUUUCUACCUGGGCAUCCGCUCCAAGCGUGUGCCCGUGCCCGAGCAACAAGCCUUCAUGGACGAGUUCAUGGAGGCCGUCACCGAAGUGUACCCCAACAUGACCGUUCAGUUCGAGGACUUCGAAUCCGAGAAGGCUUUCAACUACCUCGACCGCUACCGCAACAAGUACCGCUGCUUCAACGAUGACAUCCAGGGAACUGGCGCUGUCGUUCUCGCUGGUUACAUCAAUGCCGUCGAGCUUUCGGGCGUCCCCAUUGAGGAGCAGCGCCUCGUUUUCAUGGGUGCCGGCUCCGCUGGUGUCGGUGUUGCUAAGCAGCUCGUUGAGUACUACACCAAGCGCGGCAUCAGUGAGCAGGCCGCCAAGGACAAGUUCUGGCUCGUCGACACCAAGGGUCUCGUCACCAAGGACCGUGGCGACAAGCUUGCCGAGCACAAGAAGUACUUUGCCCGCACCGACAACAACGGCCACCAGUUCCGCUCGCUCGAGGAGGUCAUUGAGUAUGUCAAGCCGACCGCCCUCAUCGGUCUCACUGCCACCUUUGGCGUUUUCACCGAGUCCGUCGUCCGCGCCCUGAAAGCCUCCGUCGACUCUGGCGGUCUUGGUCGCCGCCCCGUCCUCUUCCCCCUCAGCAACCCUCUCACCAAGGCCGAGUGCACCUUCGAGCAGGCCGUGCAGUGGACCGAGGGCACUGUCAUUUUCGCCUCCGGCUCGCCCUUCUCUCCUUUCACCAUGAAAACCCCCGACGGCCACGCUGUCACCUACCAUCCCAACCAGGGCAACAACGUCUACGUCUUCCCCGGUUUGGGACUUGGCGCCAUCCUGGCCAAGGCCUCCAAGGUCACCGACGACAUGGUCUACACCUCUGCAGCCGCCCUCGCCGCCGGCCUCACCGCCGACGAGAUCCACAAGGGCCUCAUCUACCCCCGCAUCGAGCGUGUCCGCGAUGCCAGCGUGCUCGUCGCCCGCGAGGUCAUGAAGUCGGCCCGCCGUGACGGCGUCUCCACGUUGCCCGAGUCCCAGUGGAUCGAGUGGGAGGAGUGGGGUGACGUCGCUCUCGAUGCCUGGAUCAAGGAACGUGUCUACGACCCUGUCAGCUUCUCCGAAAAGAGUCGUAUCUAGAAUUGUGCGAUGAACAGAUUGAGUUGCAUUUACGGUCCAAAAGGGCCCGGACAGGGAUACAUGAGACGUUCUCAACGGAUUGGGUUUCGGCGUUUGGGUAGGCACUGUAGGGCCUUGCUUUCAUCAUCCCGAGAAAUCAGCGAAGGGAUCACAUUUUCAUCAUCACUAAAAGGAUGACAAUACUUUUACA
This is a messenger RNA of Colletotrichum navitas, 2108 nucleotides long. RefSeq names its product malic enzyme. Gene Ontology annotation, biological process: pyruvate metabolic process; malate metabolic process. Gene Ontology annotation, cellular component: mitochondrion. The record is from RefSeq and is a predicted model, not a curated record. The coding region runs from base 158 to 1918 and encodes 586 amino acids. Gene Ontology annotation, molecular function: NAD binding; malate dehydrogenase (decarboxylating) (NAD+) activity. The transcript has 2 exons. NCBI's taxonomy places the organism in Eukaryota, Fungi, Ascomycota, Sordariomycetes, Glomerellales, Glomerellaceae.